This is a messenger RNA of Suillus paluster, 1278 nucleotides long. RefSeq lists its product as uncharacterized. The transcript has 3 exons. NCBI's taxonomy places the organism in Eukaryota, Fungi, Basidiomycota, Agaricomycetes, Boletales, Suillaceae. The record is from RefSeq and is a predicted model, not a curated record. The coding region runs from base 1 to 1278 and encodes 425 amino acids.
AUGUCGAAUACAUGUUGCAAACACGAGUCCAAGGAUACUACUACAAGGAACUUCAAGCUGACAAAGCAACCAUCCAAAGCUGCAGCUACUUGCACUACCAUCCAACCUUUACCCGAUGACCCACUGGCAGAAACACCUGAUUGUGAUACUGGAAACACGUCUACAGAUACAAGCCCGACUCUUGUGGCUUCAAGCCUUCCAGCAUCUCCCCGAUUCUGGCCAGCAGACUCGGCUGAUGAUGAUACCUCCCUUGAGGCACUCCCUGACUCGGAACUAGGCAACACUGGCGACUACAGCUAUGACUAUGACAUGCCCCUAGAUUUUGAUCAACAGUUGGAUAUCAGCUCUAGGGACCAGCUUGAAGUGAGCAUGUCAGACAGCAUAGAUCAUAACCCCAAGCCUGAGCCAUGGGAGUCCCUCCCCCCAGAGUCAAUAUCACAGUCCGAUAAUCAUAAUAACAAUCCCGUUCAAGAUAGUGAUGAUGAAUUUGAAGACCUGGUGACUUUGGUCCCAGCAUUUCGGCAGACACCACCCAUGCGUCUUGUCUACCUCCAGUCAGCGAUUGCCCACAUCACCGGAGUGGCGACGGUUACUGAUGCUACCAACCGACUACAAGAUGGGCUUGAUCUCAUCGAAAUAUGUGGUGUCUUACCAGUACAUCCACAACCCCUUCGUUCUCUCGCAACUGUCAAGAAACACCUUGGCCUGCAGGUAGACGACUAUGUCGAGAAAAAAGCGAUCUGUACAAGAUGCUAUAAAUUCUACUCCCCUCAAGACAUCCAAGAUCUGAUAUCCCUGAACUGCACAGUUCGAAGAUGUCAAGGCAUCAUCUAUCGCAUGAAACACGAGCGCCCAGAUGAUAUCACUGGCAUAGAGCGAAAAGUUGGACUCAAACGAGUCAUUGAAGCAGAUGGCUCAAUUGUUGAUGUUGAAGUCACUCCAGGAUCAAGUCGCUCGCUAUUCUCUUGUGAAGUUGGCCUAAGUAUGACUAUCAAUAUUGACUGGUUUGGUAUCACUGAAAAUAGACCUGUUAAGGUCGUGCUCAAGGGAGAGGUUACUCAAAGGGCUUUGGCUUCAGCUCGUGCGCUGUGCCCCUUACCCGAGUAUGUGCCCUUUAAUUUCCAGGGGACAGAGGGGAAGUCCGAUGGAAGUCCGGGGAGUUCCGGAGGACUUAGUGUCGGUGGAGCUUGGUGGAACUCCAGAAGGGUUAUGUGGGGACGGAGUAAGGCUUCUAUGGAAGUCCAGAGUAGAAACAGAACAGAGGUUAGACUACCCUAA